CUCCGCUCAGGGUCGAGAAGCUGCCGGAGAGGGCGAAAAAGGAAGGCGCGACUGUCGGAGAAGGAGCGCGCGCGCGUAAAGCCCUCAGCUGAAGGAGCGGAGAGACGGAGCCGCCCCGGGGGGUAAAACAGAAAAACAAUGAAUACAUAUAUAUUCAGCUAUUACUUAAUUCAGUUUUGUGGACAUUCAUGGAUAUUUACCAAUAUGUUCAUCAGAUUCCUUUCAUUUGGGGAAGAUUCUGUUGCAGACACUUUCCAUUCUAUUGGACUUGUGAUGCGUAUUUGCCAGCUAGCAUCGAUACUAGAGCUCCUGCAUAUUUGGUUUGGCAUUGAGAAGGAACAGUUUUUCCCAAGAUUCUUACAGAUCACAGAAAGAAUUAUCAUCUUAUUUGUUGCAAUAGCAAGUCAAGAAGAGGUUCAAGGGAAAGGCAUUGUAUGUGUCUUAUUUUUCCUUUGGAGUUGCAUUGAUGUCAUCAGAUACACGUACUGCAUAUUAUCGGAGACCGGGAUAUACUUUCAAGGACUAGCUUGGCUCUACCAUUCGCUGUGGAUUCCUUUCUAUCCUCUCUCAGUUUUGGCUCAAGCAUUUGCCAUAUAUGAAUCAUUGCCUCACUUUGAAGCCUCAGGCACUUACUCCACCCGAAUAUCCUUUCCAUUUGAUCUAACUAUUUACUUUCCCUAUGUACUGAAAAUGUACAUGGCAAUAUUAUUUGGGGGUGCCUACUUCAUUGUUCAAUACCUUUAUACUGAACGGAAGACUUAUCUACGAAGCAACAACAUCAAAGAGAAAAGGAGCUAACUCGUGUUUUUGGUGAAAAAUGACAAAUUUCACCUCCUGUGAAACAGUCUUUGCAACAAUAUAUCAAGAUCUAGUCAUUUGGAGAUUUCCUUGCUCAAAGACUUUGUACACAGAGACACGCCAGGCAGAAUCAAAAGAAUUCCUUGACUCCGUGAACACACUUUCAAUAGCUUUCUCGUUAUAUUCAGUGGAAUGAACAUUACCUCAUUUAAAAGGCAGGAUAUUAUGUACAUACAUGUAUACACAAACACACACACUGGAGAAUUCUUUUAAAGUUAUAUAGGAGGUGUUCAUUGUUUCUAACACUGCCAGAAAGCACCACAGCCAAAAUGAACUUGUUCGAACCUAAGUUUUUGUCAGCUGGUGCCUUUGAAGAAAUAUUAUGUGAAAACCAGACCAGAACAAAACAAUUUGAUAGCAAUAAUUAACCUUUUUAAAAGUAGGAUAUAUUGUCGGGCAUUUUGUGUGCGCCUGAAAUUUUGAUUACAUGUCUGGUGAUAUGUUGCAAGUCGUAACAGAUAACAUAGGGAUGAACUUUCUGUAUCUCAGGAACUUUAUUUAUUCCUAAAUCUGUAUUUUGCUAUUAUUCUGGAGCGUCUUAGGAUCAUGCCAUUGAAAUUUAAUGACAAAAAGCUUCUUAUCUAUCAGCCACAUGAUUUUAGGAUUGGGAUUGGGAUUUUU
This is a messenger RNA of Pseudonaja textilis, 1479 nucleotides long. RefSeq names its product 3-hydroxyacyl-CoA dehydratase 4 (gene HACD4). Gene Ontology annotation, biological process: very long-chain fatty acid biosynthetic process; sphingolipid biosynthetic process; fatty acid elongation. Gene Ontology annotation, cellular component: endoplasmic reticulum membrane. The record is from RefSeq and is a predicted model, not a curated record. Lineage: Eukaryota; Metazoa; Chordata; Lepidosauria; Squamata; Elapidae. Gene Ontology annotation, molecular function: 3-hydroxyacyl-CoA dehydratase activity.